This is a messenger RNA of Protobothrops mucrosquamatus (brown spotted pit viper), 1599 nucleotides long. It is a transcript of the gene PTH1R, whose product is annotated as parathyroid hormone 1 receptor. Gene Ontology annotation, biological process: adenylate cyclase-activating G protein-coupled receptor signaling pathway; cell surface receptor signaling pathway; intracellular calcium ion homeostasis. Gene Ontology annotation, cellular component: plasma membrane. The transcript is spliced from 13 exons. Lineage: Eukaryota; Metazoa; Chordata; Lepidosauria; Squamata; Viperidae. The record is from RefSeq and is a predicted model, not a curated record. Gene Ontology annotation, molecular function: G protein-coupled peptide receptor activity; peptide hormone binding; parathyroid hormone receptor activity. Bases 1 to 1599 code for a protein of 532 amino acids.
AUGGAGAAAAGCGCCAGGGAACAGCCGGAGCAGCACGGGCACGUCAAAUGCGCCCACGUGGAUCCCGAUGACGUCUUAACGAAGGAAGAGCAGAUCCUGCUCCUGCUGAAAGCCAAGGCCAAGUGUGACAGACACAUGCAAGCGAGGGGGACCCAGGUGCCAGAUGGAUUUUGUGCCCCCGAGUGGGACAACCUCAUUUGCUGGCCCCAGGGCCCCCCCGGGAAAGUGGUCUCCAUGCCCUGCCCAGAUUACAUCUACGACUUCAACCAUGAGGGUUAUGCCCAUCGGCAGUGUGAUCUGAACGGCAGCUGGGCGUUGGUGCUCAAUCAGAACCGUACCUGGGCAAACUAUACCGAAUGUGCCAAGUUUCUUGUCAUCGACAGCACGGAAAAGGAAGUUUUUCAUCGGCUUUAUGUGAUUUAUACCGUUGGUUAUUCCAUCUCGCUGGGAUCGCUGACAAUUGCGGUUAUGAUCUUAGCUUAUUUCCGACGUUUGCACUGCACCCGGAACUAUAUCCACAUGCAUCUAUUCGUCUCCUUCAUGCUCCGGGCAAUCAGCAUCUUUGUGAAGGACGCCGUGCUGUAUUCCGGCUCGGCCCUGGAGGAGAUGGAGAUAAUCCCGGAGGACGAGUUCCGAUCCAUGACCGAAGCUACCCCGAUGGAUAACUCAACCAUGGUGGGCUGCAAAUUAGUCGUGACUCUCUUCCUCUACUUCCUGGCCACCAGUUACUACUGGAUUUUGGUGGAAGGACUCUACCUUCACAGCCUCAUCUUCAUGGCCUUCUUCUCGGAGAAGAAAUACCUCUGUGGAUUCACGUUGUUUGGCUGGGGCCUUCCGGCUGUGUUUGUCACAAUAUGGGCAACUCUCCGAGCGACGUUAGCAGACACCGAGUGCUGGGAUUUAAGCGCCGGCUAUUUCAAGUGGUUUAUCCAGGUGCCCAUCCUCACGGCCGUGUUGGCAAACUUUAUCCUGUUUAUCAAAAUCAUCAGAGUCCUUGCAACCAAGCUCCGAGAAACAAACGCAGGCAGAUGUGAUACCAGACAACAGUAUCGGAAACUGUUGAAAUCCACCCUGGUCCUCAUGCCAUUAUUUGGAGUCCACUAUAUCGUUUUUAUGGCCAUGCCCUACACGGAGGUUUCCGGAAUCCUCUGGCAGAUUCAGAUGCACUAUGAAAUGCUGUUUAACUCCUUCCAGGGAUUUUUCGUGGCAAUUAUCUACUGCUUUUGUAAUGGGGAGGUCCAAGCCGAGAUUAAGAAGUCGUGGAGCCGAUGGACAUUAGCGCUGGACUUCCGAAGAAAGGCGCGGAGUGGGAGCACCACCUACAGCUACGGACCCAUGGUGUCCCACACCAGUGUCACGAACGUCACCGCCAAAGGGGGCAUGCCGCUCCCUCUGAACGGCAAACCACCCUCGGGCGCCCUCAACGGACACCGGAAUUUGCCUGGCUACAUCAGGAACGGGUCCAUUUCAGAAAACUCAAUGGCGUCUUCAGGGCCUGAGCAUUACAGCAAAGAGGAGGAAUAUCUGAACAGCUCCGGACUUUAUAACGGCUACAAGCCAGCCACCCUGUUGGAAAAAGAAGAAGAAUCUGUGAUGUAA